AUGGACCCACAGUAUACAUUGUGCGUACUUGUCCCAGCCCAGCAGUACCGUACAUAUGUCGAUAACUACAACUUGGGCUACCCUGUCAUUAAUAAUAAAAGACAUCAACGCCAAUAUCAUCAACGACAAUAUCAGAGGAAUUACCAUCAGUUACAACAACAUCAUCAUCCACAACAUCAACUCCAUCAGCAUCAAAACCAAAACCAAAAACACAUAUCUAAACACUAUCAUCAACAUCACAAACAUCAUCAUCAUCAUCAUCAUAAUCAUCAUAAUCAUCAAAAUCAUCAAAAUCAUCAAGAAGAACAGAUUUACGAAAAUAUUGUAUCUAAUUAUCGAAUGAGAGUGUGUUAUCAUAAUGAUUAUGAAAAUGAUGAGCAAAUUCAAAGGUUUUACUGGGAACAAUGCUACAGGCAAAAUGAUAGUGACUCUACAGCCUACUACUAUUGCGAAUACGCAAAGAAAGAAAUUUAUGAUGUCAAGCAACAGAGGCUUUGUUUAGCUCAAGAUGAGUAUGAUCACCUUAAUAAUGCUCUCACUACCCUUGGAGCGUCACGUACAAGUUUGUGCUCAAGUUCAAGUUCUCUUAGUACAAAGUAUGAUCCUGAUCUUCUUAAGUCUGACGUAGCUUUGGCAAGGAGUCGAGUAUCAAGACUCAAGAGAGAAUUAGAACAGAUAAGAGCUGAAAUGAACUGUACACAACGCGGAGUUGACACAUUAGCAAGUGUGGAAUUAAAACUAAGUGCCCAUCAAGGUGGUUGUUACAAUAUAACGGAAGCCCAAGCUAUAAUGACCGAGUUGAGAAAUAUUCAAAAGUCUUUAAGUUCUGGUGAAAAAGAAAAGGCUGAAUUAAUGCAAUCCUUAGCGCAAUUGAAAGAUGAGCUAACAAGAUUACAAUUGUGUGAAAGUAGCCCAGAUGCUAGUACACUGAGUUUACCACAGGAUAAAUUAAGUACCGCAUCUCAAACAGAUUUAUCUGGUGAAUUAGGAUCUAUUGGAACGAGAUUAGCUGAAAUGGCACGUAUGAGGUUAGAAUAUGAUGAAGCUCGUAAGCGAGUACAGCAUAUUCAACAACAGUUGGCUGAUUUGGAGGAAAAAGUUACGCCGGGUCAAACGGAAAGUGAUAAAGAUAAACUUUUACUGUUUCAAGAAAAAGAACAGCUUCUUCGAGAACUUAAAAGCAUUACACCACGUACAAGAACUCAUCAAGAUAUGAAGAAAAUUCAGUGUGAAAUUCGUAAAUUAGAGCAGGACCUUACUAACGCUUUAGAACUAUCUAAUAAAACUAUAACUGAUCGUGUACGUCUUCAUGAAGAAAGACAAUUGUUACUACAACAGCUACGAGAUGCCCUUAGAUCAAUGACCAUGUUAGAAAGUCAAUUAAAAACCCUGAGUGCAAGCACCUUGUCUGUAAGUAGUAGUUCAAGCUUAGGAAGUCUCAGCACGACAAGCAGCAAAGGAAGCCUUAGCUCAGGUCUUAGCUUCACCGAUAUAUAUGGAAGUCCACAGUGUCUUGGUUCAACUCAACAAGAACGUCCCGUAGACAUGGUAGACCUUCAUAGACGCGUUGAGAGACUUUUACGUGGAUCUGAGCAAAAUCUAGGCAGCACAGGAACUCCAUCAUCCGGUCGGUCACAACCAAGUCUUUCACCAAGAUCUAGUUUGUCCAGUGUUAGUCCUCCAGUUUCUCCUUUGUAUGAAAAUGCUCCUGUAGGACCGCCACCAGCUUAUGAACAAGUAGAGAUGCAAAGAAGACAACAACAAAGGCUUUUUGGAACUACUACUUCUCAUAUUGAUCGUUUUCAAUUGGAGGAUAAAUUAACUGAACUUCGAAUUAGUCAGCAAGCUAUACAAGAACAGAAAAUUGAACGUCUUAAAGCAAGUCCACAACCACCUCUUGAUAUGCAAUCUGGAAAUAUGUCUCAAGGUAGUGGACUGGGAAGGCCCGCUCAUUCAUUACCACAAGAACCUCUUUCACCUAUUAGUGAAACACCACCACCUAUGGGCAGUAGAUCCAGAGCAAGCAGUUCGGGAACUAAUACUAGGUCUGUAUCUGCUGCUGUUUCGGAUGAAAGUGUUGCUGGAGAUUCUGGAGUUUUUGAAGCUUCCAAUAGAAAGAAGCCUUCAGGGUUACUAAAUGUUAAUACUCUUGCCUUUGGAGAUAUGAAUCUAGAAACUGCACAAGUGCAAAUUAAAUUAAGAUAUUCCGUAAGUGAUGGACUUCUUCACAUCGGAAUUGAAAGAGCGAGAAAUUUAGCAGCGCUGUUUAUACCUGAAAAUAGUAAAGUGUACAUCAAAGCAGCUCUAUUGCCAAUGCAACCACCAAUCAACCACAUGUGUUGUACAAAACCCAUCGUGGAUCUUCGUAAGCCAACAUUCGGUGAGAGCUUUCCUAUUGCUGUGCCACUUAAUAAACUUUACACGAAAACAUUGCAAGUUAAUAUAUGGUGUAUAAGCGAUGAGCCUGAGGAGUGCUUGGGAUCAGCCCAAGUCUCACUUGCAGACUUUAGUCCUGAAUCACCAAGCGUAAAGUGGUAUAAUAUUUUAUCCUUCCGUUUCAUGCAACUGUCAGCAUCUGAUAGUUCAAGCACGAAUACGAGCUCGAUAUCAUCUAAACUCCCUAAACACGACAAACAAGAGUCAGAUAUUUCUGUUUAUCGAAGUGGUGUUUCUUUACAAAAUACGAAAGAAGAAAGUAGUGAUGAAAGUACAAUAAUCAGUUCACAAACAUCAACUCUUACAAGAAAUCAAGGCUGCGAUGAAUUACAAACAGUUGUUUCUUUACGAUUAGAAGAACUUGCUAAUUGUUUAGGUAGUCCUGAAGAAGAAGAUGAAGAGAGAGACAGUGACAGUGGAAGCGAAGAUAGUGAUGGAGAAGGUAUACUGGUUGAAUUUAUGAUGGAUGAUAACGUACUGGAAGAUGUUCUCGAACAUGAAGAAGAGGAAGGACUGAUAGAUGAAUCUAAUCAAACUCAGGAUAAAGAAACCAAUACUGAGUGUAUUUUCAUCCCAGAACAAGGUAAACAAAGAAAAUUGUCAGCUGCAGGAAUUGUUCUUGGCGCGGUACAUGAUGACAAGAACUCUAUCGUUAUUAAACGAAGUCAAACGUUUUCACCAAGUGCUGCUGUUAGUAGGAAUCAUUAUAUUUGUCGGUUGAAUCGCAGUGAUAGUGACAGUAGCAUGCCACUUUACCGUAGAGGAGGUCCUUUUCAACGUAAUUCUGUAGAAAGGCGAUCUCUUCGUUGGAGACGCCCAUCUUCUGCUUUGAGUUGUAAAACAGCUUCAAAGAAAACUACACAAUUACCUACCGCGAGAACAUCUCUCGAUCUUGAGCUUGAUCUUCAAGCUCAACAUGCUAAGCUCAAUAACCUUCAUGACGAAUUAAAUAGGUUACGUGAAUUGAAACAAAGGCUAGAACAGGCACGUGAAAAAGGUGAUGCAGAUCUUGCUUCUUGGGUACUCGAGGAUCAGAAAUUUCAAGCACUCAUAGCACAAGCUGAAAUCACUAAAAAUGGUAAAAGUUUGGAAGAUAAAAAAGUCGAAAAAAUGUUGAAGAAAACUUCUAAAGAAAUAUAUAAACUCAGAAAAACCAAAGUAGGAAAAGGCAAGCCAGAUAUUAUUUCCUUCAAAGAAAAAAUGGCUUUCUUUACUCGUGUUAAUUUAAGCGUUCCGGUACUACCACCUGAUGAUUCAAACUCUGAAUUAUCUACAAUACAAUACAGAAGACAUACUUCAGAUUUAGCAAAUAGUGGAGACUUUUCAUCACAAUCUCAAAUUGGAGCUAACGAAAUUUUAAAAGAAAAUGCUGCUAUCAACACAGCAUUAAUUAAUGCACGAACAAAUAGUAGUAUAAUGAAGUCUAAUAAUAAAAUUUUAAUAUCUUCAUCAAAUGGAAUGUAUGAAGAAAAACCAGUUGAUACACAUCCCGCCGUGAAUUCGACUACAGUAAUCGAAAAAUCCGAUAAGUUAAUAGAAGGAGCCGAAAGUGAUAAGACUUCAGAAAAUACAAAUACUAACUCGCAAAGGUACGAGUAUGUCGUGGAUCGAAUAUUAGGUGUUGAAGUUUGA
Molecule: messenger RNA, 4068 nt
Organism: Cotesia congregata
Lineage: Eukaryota; Metazoa; Arthropoda; Insecta; Hymenoptera; Braconidae
Source: the annotation of a GenBank genome assembly